Molecule: messenger RNA, 7111 nt
Organism: Kockovaella imperatae
Lineage: Eukaryota; Fungi; Basidiomycota; Tremellomycetes; Tremellales; Cuniculitremaceae
Exons: 13
Coding region: 338-7012 (2224 amino acids)
Molecular function (GO): ATP binding; ATP-dependent chromatin remodeler activity; methyltransferase activity
Source: RefSeq, a predicted model, not a curated record
GGUACCAGCACUACGCCUGUGAAACGAAAGCAUGUGAGAGGGACUCACGAGGUGUCGCAGAGAUGGACGCUACUGACAGGUGUUUCAGGACGAAGAAGCAAGAUCUACGACUAGUGAUGACUCAAAUGACGACUCGGGAUUAGGCGAGGAGGAGUAUGAAGUUGAGUAUAUCGUCAACUCUAGAUGGCGAACGAUACAAAAGCGCAAGACAUUGGAGUACCUCAUUCAUUGGAAAGGAUAUAGCGAGAAGGAUCGCAGCUGGACGAUUGCGAAGCAAUUUGACGAUGAUGACCCGCCUGUCAUUGACUUUUACACGAAACAUCCUGGAAAGCCUCGAAUGGGAUCUGAUACCACACCUAAGCAGACGGUUAGGAUAGCCAGUGCUGGACCAUCCAAAUCUUCUCAACCUCGAAACAGCUCCCCUCUGCGUCCACCAUCUACCAGGGAGACUCGGCCGCUCACUCAGACAAAGAGGGUCCAGGGCGAUCUGAGGAAUUGGUUUGGCAACCCUGACACGACUCAAUCUCGCGGAAAGGAAAAUGCUAGAGUGGUCAGUACGAGCAGUGCCAAAGAGGUCACACCUGUCAAGUCGAAGGACAAAGCGGCCAGCAAACCGGUCAAGAAGACCACUCCACCGCCAAGGAAGAAGAAGAGGGUGAUAGUCUCGGAUGAUGACGCCGAUGAGGAUUUCGUCAUGGACGAGGACAAGCAGGAGAGUGAAGAGGAAAGCUCGUAUUCCGCUGCAGAGGAAGAAGGAGAUGGUAGUGUUGAGGCGGACGGACUUGUCGAGUCAGAUGCCGAGGAAAUCGUCGUGGAGAAGAAGGCAAAGAAAUACGGUGGAUGGGGCAACACGAUCAAGGCGCCGAAAAAGGCUCCUGUGAAUCUGGGAAGCUACAAGACUGGCAUCAAGCCCUUGGAAUUGAAGAUGGACAAAGGCAUCGCCGCUAAGAAUCUCAGCGAAGACCUGCCUCCUCUAUCUGACGUGGAGGCGAUGUUUGAUCAUCUUGUCUCGCGUGUACCAGACCUUGUCAAGGUGGUCGAACGCCUGAAUGGUCGUAAGCUGAGAGUAGCCACCAUGUGCUCUGGUACCGAGUCGCCCGUUCUGGCUCUGAACAUGAUCGCAAAGGCCAUCAAAGUCCAGCACGGUCUGACCCUGUCGUUUGAUCACGUCUUCUCUUGCGAGAUCGAACCGUUCAAGCAGGCGUACAUUGAACGAAACUUUUCCCCGCCCAUCUUAUUCCGAGAUGUCACCGAGCUAGGCAAGAACAAAGCUCACACGGCUUACGGAUCCAUGGCCAAAGUGCCGGGCAACGUUGAUCUCUUGAUCGCAGGGACGUCUUGUGUGGACUACUCCAACUUGAACAACCAGCAGCAGAGUAUCGAGGGGAACGGCGAGUCUGGACGGACUUUCCGAGGGAUGAUCCAGUGGGUCAAGAAGCAUCAACCGCCAAUCGUCAUAUUGGAAAAUGUAUGCAAUGCACCGUGGGACAAGGUGGUGGAAUAUUUUGGUCAGAUAGACUAUGACGCCCAGUAUGCGAGACUUGACACGAAAGAGUUCUAUAUCCCUCACACGCGGACCCGAGUCUACCUAUUCGCCACCCCCCGUGGCAAUGACAACAAGAGUCACCUCGCUGACAAGUGGGUUAUGACCGUCAAAGACAUGAAACGACCUUGGUCAUCGUCAUUUGAAAACUUUCUCCUGCACACCGAUGACCCAAACAUCCACCGCGCCCGACUUGAUCUCGCUGCGGCCAAAGCUUACAAGGACGGGACGCAGCGUAAACCUACCGAUUGGAAUCGAUGCGAGUCUCGACAUCAGUUCGCCCGACAUUCAGAAAAUCUUGGAAUCCUUCGACCGCUCACAUCGUGGCAAGAAGCUGGAGUUUGUAAAGGUCUCGAUUGGACCUGGAACGACUGGCUCUUGUCUCAGACAGAGCGAGUCUUGGAUCUGCUAGAGAUCUCGACCCUGCGAAUGGCGAAAGAUGGCAUCGACUCUGGGUUCAAAGCUUGUAUCUGGAACGUCAGUCAGAAUGUGGAUCGACAGACUGGAUCUAACAAAACGGCUUUGGCACCGUGCUUGACGCCCAACAUGAUCCCAUGGGUCACCAAUCGAGGAGGUCCGGUCACUGGUCGGGAGGCUCUGGCUCUUCAGGGAAUCCCGGUUCGAGAACUACUCCUGACAAGUGAGAACGAGGACCAGCUCGCCGAUCUCGCUGGAAAUGCCAUGACCACGACUGUUGUCGGAGCAUCGAUGAUUGCAGCCCUCAGGGUGGCUCUCGAUCGACUGACACCUGGAGAGAAUGCCGAAGGAGACGCCACGCAGAUUGAACAAGAUGCUGUCGCUGUGGACGAUGAAGCUACUCAACGCAUUGUGGGAGACGACAAGCUCGAGACACACGAAUUAGACCUCGCCAAAGUUGAGACGGCGAAUCUUCAGGAAAUGCUCGAUCUCGCCUUGCAAAGUUCAAGACACUGCCAAUGUGAAGGUCAAUCGGGGACGGCUUCCCCGAUCGAGGAAUGUACGGCAUGUGGAUACAAAGCUUGCAAAGCUUGUGGCGGCCGACCUGACCACCAUUACGCGCCUUGUGGCAAUGACCGUGUGGAGCCGACCGAGUUUGAGAGGAAGUUUAAAGAGCUACUACCGAUGCGUGUCAAGGUCGCUGGUUUAACCGAGGAGUCGCUGAGCGUCUCGAGAGCUGCGGCACUCAGGGCGGGCAAAGGCGAGGUCUCGGACAAAGACUGGUCAUCUUGGAGCUCGGCAGUUGUCGAGGGCGUCAUGGAUGCCGAAUUCCGAUUCCGAUACCUCAAGCGAGGAUACACGUGGACAGCGGUGUACGAAGCACCUCAUGCCAGUCUCGACUUGUUUCUUCAUCCCCAGACCCCCGAAUGGCGACUCACUAUCAAAGCACCACCCACCGAAGCAGUCAACAGUCGCUUGAGAAACUUGGUCCUUCAUCCGGUCGCCCGACUUCGUUUCGAUAUUCAUGGCAGUGAUGUGCUUUGCGGGCCGUGGGAAGUUUGUGUGCCGUCCAAGCAGAGCUUCGACAUACAGAUCACUGGUCGAGGCGAGACUGUUCCCAGCUGGCACGCCCUGCUCGGUCUACAGGGAGAUUUGGGGAAAAGCAAGCGUUGGUCCAAGCUUGAAGUGUCUGUGCCUGCCGAAGCCAGCCGAGCUCUGGAUCGAGACCUUUCUGGUACAUACGAGCUGCUUCCCAAAUGUGGCCAGGCCAUGACCUCUCUCCACAAAAAGAUCUCUACAGGUGGUGACGAUGGUCUCGCUCAAAUCUUCUUCUUCUUUGACCCUACGCGAUGUGGCGAACCGGAAGAGGACUGUUUCGUGUUCUCAACCAGAACGGAACGAUUAGAUGCCGGUGUUGAGCGACCCAUCAUCGCGUCGCUGAGCAAGAAAUGGAGAGAGUCCGCCAAGGAGCACGAGACUGUCCGGCUCGACAUUCGGGGAGGAUGGGUCAAAUGUGACAGUGCUCACUUGACCGCCGUGGGCGGGAACGAGAUCGCAGUCGUGGCGGAUCCAGGUGCUCGAACGCACGAAGACUCGGCGACUUUUGCUGUCCCUCCAAACGCUGCUUCCGUCACCGAGGCAACCGAGUCACAAGGCUGCCAACACGCAUCUGCCAUCUUGGCUUGUCAAGUGCCUCUUGACCCUGGUCAUUCCGAGUCCAUGUGGCGGAAUGGUGCCUGGGGCGAAAUUGACCUGAUGCAUGCUGGUAAUGCGACAUUCGCGAAUCUCGCCUGGAUCACCGAACGCAUCCCCUUGCUUGGCAACCUCGCGCAAUGGAAUAUGCUCUCCGAGGAUGCCUCUGGACAUGCUUGUGAACGAUGUGCACCUCGACCUCCGAAGAUUCACUGGAUAAAGCGUGAGGGCAAGCUGAACAAGAAUGGUAACAAAACAAGGAGCCCAAUCGUGGCAUUUGAGGAUAAGUACGAAGCUGGCCGAUACGAACAUGCGCUUAAACACCGACCAUCCCCAUUCGUCCUCCAACUCCGACUCGAUGACUCUACUGGCCGCUUCAGGAUCGGUUUGAACAUCGUUUCUCUCGCUCAUCGGGCCUUGUCUCGUCUGCCUCUCAAUGCCAAGAAGGGCACAAUCAAGCUGUCGUGGAAACUUACGCCUGGUCAAGUCGCCGAUGUCCCAGAGCCCCCUCGAGUGUUCAUCUUACCCAGUAACAAGUUAGACCCGCAACACGCUCAACCCAGAGGAUUCCAACUUGAUCUCAGGAAGGAACAGUUGAGGUCUCUCUGGUGGAUGCUGGAACGGGAAAAAUGCAAAGGAGAGACACACACAUUCAUCGAAGAGGAGAUAUCUGAAGCUGCAUUGCCGUCGCUCGGGUGGCGAGCAGAGGGCAAGGCAGAGAGACCCGUCAUGAUUCGUGGAGGAGUCAUUGCGGAUCAAGUCGGAUACGGGAAGACCAUCAUCUCGUUGGCCUUGAUUGCGGAGAGCAAAGGUUUGGAAACUCCUGAACCUGCUCCCCAAGGCUCGAUUGAGCUCAAAGCGACGCUCGUUGUCGUCCCUGGACAUCUGAGCAAGCAAUGGCCGAGUGAGAUCACCCGAUUCACAGGCAAAAUGUUCAACACUGUCGUCAUUCAGAACAUGGCAGACCUCAACAAACUCAGCAUUGCCGAUUUAUCCAAGGCGGAUAUCAUCGUCCUCGCUUCAGAGAUUUUCGAAAGCGAUGCCUACUGGCAACGAUUCGAAUACCUUUCUGCUCAGCCUGAUGAUUGGUUGAACGACAAGAACGGAGGUCGAUUCUUCAGUGAUCGAUUGGAUACAGCUCUGGCUUCUCUGGAGCAGCAGACAGCCCUGUUGGCUGGAUCAGGAGGUGCUGAAUCUGCUCUCAAGACAAUGGAAGAAGCUCAACGGGAGGCCGUGAAAGAGGCUGAGAAGCGAAAAGAAGCUCAUAAAACGGCAAACUUUGGAAAACGAAUGAAAGGGCAGGCAUAUCGUAAUCGGUACGAUGCGGCGGAUGGCAAGAAGAUGCCUACGAAGGACUCAGAUAAGUGGGAAGCCUCUGGUGACGAGGAGGAAGAUGAUGAGUUACCUUUGCCGGUGCCUACAUUCCGCAAACCGUCCGGGACCAGCUCCUUUGGUAGCUCGACGGUCAAGGGUAACCACAAGCUUCUCGCCGCUCCGGUCUUCCACAUGUUCAGAUUCCGUCGAGUCAUUGCAGAUGAGUUUACGUAUUUGGCGAGUCGGUCUCUGGCAUCCAUCUUGAGGCUCAAAUCUUGCUACAAAUGGGUCUUAUCGGGUACACCACCCGUCGGUGAUUUUGCGGCUAUACGAAGUAUCGCAGCGUUCAUGGGUAUCCACCUCGGCGUGGACGAUGAUGGCGAGACACCCACGCAAAGCUCAAAGGCUCGAGCUAAAGAGCAAACACAAGCGGAAAAGUUUCACGCAUUCAGAGAGGUCCAUUCGCAGGCGUGGCAUCGACGUCGUGAUGAUCUGGCACAAGAAUUCCUAAACACCUUUGUCAGACAGAACAUUGCAGAAAUCGACGAUAUACCGACGAUGGAGCACGUUCAUGAAGUCAAGCUGCCUGCCUCCGAGGGGGCGGUUUAUCUCGAAUUAGAGCAUCAUCUCCAAGCGCUGGAUAUGCAAGCUCGUAAGGAGACCAAAUUCAAGAAUGUCACAAUCGGAGAUAGAAACGCCCGAUUGGAGGAAGCUCUCUCCGACUCAAAGACCGCCGAAGAGGCUCUGCUCAAACGGUGCUGUCAUUUUACACUCGAUUUGACCGACAAGGAGCUUGACGCAAAGUCUGCCGCGGAGGCGUGUCAACACAUUUCGUCGGCGCGUUCGAGCCAGCUCACCGCUUGUGAGGAAGACCUGUAUCGGUCCAUGAAUAUUGCCGUCGGCUAUCACCUCUACAUCAAGAAGAAGGGUCACUUUGGCAAGUCUGAUCCGGAUGCCCAGCCAUUCCGAGACUUUGUCAUUCAGUCUUACGACACGUCGACCCAUCAAGGUGAUAAAGAGGCGGCGGAGCGAUUGGUUCAAGUGCUGGAGAAAUGCGGAUUCAGACAUACCGACUUCCCUAGCGAGCGUGCAGAUGGCAAAGGUCCAGAGAUUGAGAAGGGUGCCUCUGUCGAUGAUGUCAAGUGGAGUUUGAGGGAACAAACACAUCUCCUUCGGCGACUGUCCAAAGAACUCGUCGCUCGAGUUCGAUCCCUUCGAUUCUUUGAUGUGGUUCGGAAACUUCAGCUUGACGGUGCUGAAGCCAAAAUCACCCUCGAGGGAUCAGGCUGCAGUCACAAACCUUCAACUCAUCCUGGAGUCGAAAUGGCCGUCCUGUCCUGCUGUGGGCACGUGGCAUGUCACGCUUGCAUGCUCCAAGCUGCUGAUCAACAGGCCUGCAUUCGACCGGCAGACUGUCGAGCAGCGGUUCGAUACACCAAUGUUGUCAAAGUAUCUUCUCUAGGUAUCGAGGGUGAAUUGUCAUCUGGACGAUUUGGUGCCAAACUUCAGCGUCUGGUCGAUCUGAUCCAUACCAUUCCACCGAAAGAACGUAUCCUCGUGUUCACCCAAUGGGACGAUCUAGCCAACAAGGUUGGUCAAGCGCUAGAAGCCGGAGGUAUAUCGCAUGUCAUUUUCUCCGGUUCAGUCAAACAACGUGCCCUGACGCUCGCGAAUUUCCAAUCGACAGAUGCCCAAUCUGCUCGCGUCCUGCUCUUGAAGAUGAACGACGCUUCGGCCGCUGGCUCAAAUCUCACGACUGCGAAUCACGCCAUUUUCCUCGGUCCGUUGUUCACCUCGUCCUUGUACAACUACCGAGCGGUCGAGACUCAAGCCAUCGGUCGUGUGAGACGAUAUGGUCAAACGAGAAAGGUCCACAUCCAUCGAUUGUUGGCUUUGGACACGAUUGAUAUGCGAAUAUUCAAUGAGCGAAGAGCGGAGAUGGAGGCGAAACCAGAUUACGUGCCGAUCCCUCAGGGAGAAUACGUGGCGGGCAAGGCAAGCGGAGGCAAGAAACAGCAGGUACUUGAUGCCGUAGAGGUUGAUUAGUGGGAGACGUGGAGACACACACAAGAAGAUUGGUGGUCUUGCUAUUGUUGGUGUUCAUACAGUUUUAUUUCAUGGCAUAUGCAUUUCAUAACGAUUCGU